This is a messenger RNA of Anoplophora glabripennis (Asian longhorned beetle), 3022 nucleotides long. It is a transcript of the gene Rtnl1, whose product is annotated as reticulon-1-A. The record is from RefSeq and is a predicted model, not a curated record. The transcript has 5 exons. Lineage: Eukaryota; Metazoa; Arthropoda; Insecta; Coleoptera; Cerambycidae. Bases 150 to 1856 code for a protein of 568 amino acids.
CAAAGGAAGUCAACACAGAUAAGUGAUGAAGUCUCGCGGAUCUGACGUUUGACAGUAUUGUGCCGGUACAAUUAUUAACGAUUGUUAAAUUUUAGUGCAAUAAUAAAUAUUAAGGGAGACAAAGUAAUCUAUUUAUCAGCGUACCAACCAUGGAAGGCUUGAAAGACACCGCAGUUAACAAAACGUCUGAACUCAAGAGGGAAGUAGACUCCCUUGACGAUUUUGAACAUUUAGGGCAUGAUUCCAGUCCAUUAAAUGAAGGUAAAGAAAUUACCGGCGACUUGUUAGGAUUAAAAAGCGAGGUUUCAGCGACAGCACGUGAUAUAAAUGAUGAAAUCGAUAAAAGGGUAGAAACUGUAGGGACUCUCGUUACCGACAGUUUCGACCCCUUAAAGUCUGACCUGCUAGACCAACCAUUAAUUCCUCAAAAAAUGGAUUCUAAUCUUCUACAGAUGGGCGACAACUUUCCCGAUAGAAGAGAAGCGGACGCGAAAUUGGACAAAUUCCUGGAGGAGUAUAAGCCAACCGUCCAGGGUUUAGAUAAGUACGGUUUGCAUAAUAUUCAAUCUUUCAUGGAUAGCGAGCGUGGAUUUGCUCAAGAACAGCCCAAGACACAGUCUGGUAGCGAUCUCUUGGACCGUUAUUCGGACAGUGAACCCGACGACGACUUUAAGCCUUCCAAGUACGAUAAUAUCCCCAAGAAAGAGGAACUUCCGGAAUCGUUUGGCUCUACGGAGAAUUUCAAAGCUGAAACUUUCAAAGAUGUCGACGAGAUCCAGCCAGAGAUCCCUAAAAAGGAUUAUCCCGCAGAUCCUCCCAAAAUAUAUGAGACUGUCAGAGAAAAAACUUCAGAACCUAUCGUACAAAAAGUUCCAGAACCGGUGAAGGAAAAGACACCCGAACCCGCAAAAGCAAAAACUCCGGAGCCGGCGAAGGGAAAGACAACACCGGAGCCUGUUUUUAAAGAGAAAACUCCUGAGCCGGUAAUAAAAAAAGCUCCAGAGCCAGCAAUAAAAAAAGCUCCAGAGCCGGUAAAAGAAAAAAUUCCUGAGCCUGUAAAGGAGAAAACUCCAGAGCCUGUAAAGGAAAAAACUCCAGAACCGCCAAAGGAAAGGACUCCAGAGCCCGUAGAGGAAAAAUCGCCUGAGCCUUUGAAAAAGCUUCCAGAGACGAAGAUCGAGGAAAAGAAAUCGAAAAUUGCUCCCGCCGAUGCCGAAGCUAUUUUCUGCAAAAUGGGAUUGGAUACAUGGUUUAACCCAGAAAGGCUAAAUCCUAAAGUGGAGAGUUUAAUUUAUUGGCGUAAUCCUAAAAAGUCUGGACCUGUCUUUGGGGGAGUCUUAGUGGUCCUCUUGGCCCUCUCAUACUUCUCCCUCAUCAGUGUGGUAGCAUAUCUCUCUCUUAUCGGUCUAACGGGCACCAUAGCCUUCAGGAUCUACAGGAACAUAGUACAGGCUGUACAGAAGACUGGCGAUGGACAUCCUUUCAAAGACAUCUUGGAGAUGGACAUUUCUCUGUCCCAGGACAAAGUGAGGGAAAUCUCGGAGGUGGCAGUGGCACAUAUCAAUGCUGCUGUUGUGGAACUGCGCAGGUUGUUCCUCGUUGAGGACCUUGUGGAUUCUAUCAAAUUCGGCGUUCUCUUAUGGACCCUCACCUACUUGGGCGCCUGGUUUAAUGGAAUGAGCCUCAUCAUUAUCGCUUGGGUCGCCCUUUUCACUCUUCCAAAAGUUUACGAGACAAACAAGAAACAAAUCGAUGCCAACUUGGAACUUGUGAGAACCAAAUUAGCUGAAAUUUCAUCCAAGGUAAAAGCAGCGAUUCCGAUUGGCAAGAAAGCCGAGGAAAAGAAGGAGCAAUAGGUGUUUUAGUUGUAACAAAUAAGGAGUGAAACUCUCCAACCACACAUGUCACAAGAGGAACCUUUUUAAGUUAUAUACCACUUAUAUGAUUUCUUUAUUCCAUCCGAAACUUAAUUAAUCUUUAUGAAAUUGUACCGUAGGCGUACAAUUUUUGUAAAUAAGCUGUUAUUUUAAUCAUUGUAUUUUGUUUUUCAAUGUUUGUUGUUCGUUUUUUGUAAUACAUGUCAAUAUCAAUGCAAUUCAAUGUUGAAUUCUAACAUUUACCUGUGUGUAUUACAAAAGAUCUUAUAUAUUUAUAAUAAGAUUAUAUUAAAUAUAGAUUUUAUGAUUUUAUUUAGUUUUAUUUCUUCUUUUUUUUUAAAUUGGUUUUGGUUGGAUUGUGUUUCCGCUGGAUUUUAUUACAUACUUAGAGUGAUAAGAAUUUAAUUUUAGAAGGAAAAGUAUAAAUAUUUAAGAUAUUCAGACACUACUCGAUAAUAUGUCGUAAACAAAGUAGUUGAUUUUUAUUUAUACGAAAGGAAUAUUUUAUAUAUUUACUGUGUUGUCUUUAUGUGAUGCUAUAGUCAAAGUGAGCACGCAAUUAUAUUUGCCAAGUAUAUAAGCAAAGGAUAAUUUAUUCAUGUUAUUUUUAAGAGCAGCUGCAUCUAAGCAAAAUUUUUCGCUCCGGAAACCUUUCCAGGAAACGGAAAAGAGUGCAGCAAUGUCGAAAACGAUAAACUGUGUCUGGUAAUCGUGUACGCUGCUUAAAAAUGUGUUUUAAUGCAAUUGCUCUUAAGUCAGUACUAAAACUAAAGUUAGACUGAUGUUACUUUUAUUAGCAGCGUUAAAAGUUGUCCACGUUAAAACGUGAGUACGCCGUACUAUCAAUGUUAAGUGUAUCUCUUCUACACUCAUUGAAUGUAACUGUUCACAUGUAAGAAGACCAAAACGUAUGUUUCUAAUUAAAUAUAUAAAUAUAUAUCUAUUAAAUCUAUUACUAAUUAAAUAGUCGGCCAGAUCUGUUAUUGUCAUCUACUACGUCUAAACUCUAUAUACAUAUAUAGAUUUAGUUUUAUUAUUGAGAGAUUUUAAAUGUAUGUGAAGGAACGAGGGUUUAUUUAGACUGUUGCAUACUUUUAUAUAGCUUUGUAUUUGCUUUUGAAAUUAAAUUGUUUACAUCUGCUUAA